Molecule: messenger RNA, 1622 nt
Organism: Indicator indicator
Lineage: Eukaryota; Metazoa; Chordata; Aves; Piciformes; Indicatoridae
Gene: TTC8
Product: tetratricopeptide repeat domain 8
Exons: 15
Coding region: 1-1542 (513 amino acids)
Biological process (GO): non-motile cilium assembly
Cellular component (GO): ciliary basal body; non-motile cilium; BBSome
Molecular function (GO): protein binding
Source: RefSeq, a predicted model, not a curated record
AUGGGGCUGGACCCACUGUUCCAGGCCUGGAGCUACUUCAGGCGGAGGAAGUUCCGGCAGUGUUCGGAGCUUUGCUCGGAGCUGCUGGAGAGGCCACCCGGCGAGCAGGAGCCUGAUGCUGAAUACACAGUGUUUCAGGCUGCCUGGAGCCUGAAAACACGAGCUUUGACAGAAAUGGUGUACGUGGAUGAAAUUGAGAUGGAUCAAGAAGGAAUCGCAGAGAUGAUGCUAGAUGAAAAUUCCAUUGCUCAGGUCGCACGACCAGGAACAUCUUUGAAGCUCCCGGUAACUAGCCAAGGUGGAGGCCCCAGCCCAGCUGUUAGGCCGGUAACUCAAUCAGGAAGACCUAUUACAGGAUUUGUGAGACCCAGCACGCAAAGCGGACGUCCAAGCACUAUGGAACAGGCUAUAAGAACGCCUCGAACAGCUCUCACAGCUCAUCCAAUUACUAGUGCUUCUGGGAGAUACGGCAGGCUAGGAACGGCUUCAAUGAUAACAAACCCAGAUGGCCCCUUCAUAAAUCUGUCUCGACUGAAUUUAGCAAAAUAUGCUCAAAAACCAAAACUGGCAAAGGCAUUGUUUGAAUAUAUUUUUUACCAUGAAAAUGACGUAAAAAAUGCUCUGGAUUUGGCAGCCCUUGCCACUGAACACGCACAAUUCAAGGACUGGUGGUGGAAAGUCCAAAUUGGGAAGUGCUACUAUAGGUUAGGAUUAUUUCGUGAAGCCGAAAAACAAUUUAAGUCAGCUCUCAAGCAACAAGACAUGGUUGAUACAAUCUUGUAUUUGGCAAAAGUGUAUUUGCGCUUGGAUCAGCCUGUAACAGCUAUGAACCUUUUCAAGCAAGGGUUAGAUCGAUUUCCUGGAGAAGUAACUCUUAUUUGUGGAAUUGCCAGAAUCCAUGAGGAAAUGAACAAUAUCUCCUCGGCUGCAGAGUACUAUAAAGAGGUCUUAAAACAAGACAAUACUCACGUGGAAGCCAUUGCUUGCAUUGGCAGUAACCAUUUUUAUUCAGACCAACCUGAGAUAGCUCUGCGGUUUUAUAGACGGCUCCUGCAGAUGGGUGUUCAUAACUGCCAACUUUUUAACAAUCUGGGUCUCUGUUGCUUCUAUGCCCAGCAAUAUGAUAUGACACUAUCUUCAUUUGAACGUGCACUGUUUUUGGCUGAAAAUGAAGAGGAAACAGCAGAUGUGUGGUAUAACUUGGGACAUGUGGCUGUGGGAAUAGGAGACCUGAAUCUGGCUUACCAGUGUUUUAAGCUAACAUUAGUCAACAAUAAUGACUACGCAGAAGCUUACAACAACUUGGCUGUGCUGGAAAUGCAAAAAGGUCGCAUUGAACAGGCAAGAGCUUUGCUGCAGACUGCUUCAUCUUUAGCACCUCAUAUGUAUGAACCCCAUUUCAAUUUUGCGAUACUCUCAGAGAAGGUUGGAGAUCUUCAGAGGAGUUACAGUGCUGCUCGGAAGUCAGAAGAAGCAUUUCCAGGCCAUGUUGAUACACAACAGCUCAUCAAACAGCUAAAACAGCAUUUUGCUAUGCUCUGAUGAGCAUAUUAUUUAUGAUGUAAAAACAGUAGCCAAAGCAAAUGUCCCAUACAUCUUUUUGAAAGUACUAGCUCCAAGCA